AUGUUCGAGGCUAAACUAGCUGCUGCUGCGUUGUUGAAGAAAAUUGUUGAAGCUGUUAAAGACCUGGUCACCGACGCUCCUUUUGAUUGCACAGAAAAUUCCAUGUGUUUACAGGCAAUGGAUUCAUCUCAUGUAGCUUUAGUGUCAUUGAAUUUGGCCUCCACCUUAUUUGAAAGCUACCGGUGUGACCGCACCAUCAAUUUAGGGAUGAGCUUUGCCAGUAUGGCUAAAGCCCUAAAGUGUGCUAAUAGCGAUGAUACGUGCAUGAUACGAUAUGAAGAAGAUGACAAUGUGAUUUUUGCCUUUGAAGAUGUCAAGCGAGGCAGGAAGCAAGAGGUAACCGUACGAAUAAUGGAUAUAGACAACGAACAUUUGGGAAUUCCAGAACAGGAACAUUCAGCAGUUGUUACACUGCCGUCUAUCGAAUUUCAGAAGACAUGCAGAGACCUUGCAAUGUUUUCCGACUCAGUGCUGAUUUCCGUAACGAAAGCUGGAGUUAGUUUCUCCGGUAAGGGUGAGACGGGUUCGACCGUUGCUAACUAUGCUCCAUCUGGCAGUGCAGACGAUGAGAAUGUAAUGUCGAUCGCUCUGUCUGUCAAAGAGCCGGUUAGCGUAAACUUCUCGAUCAAAUAUAUGAACCAUUUUGCGAAAGCCACUAGUCUUUCAGACAAGGUAAAACUUUCAAUGACCAAUGAUCUCCCGGUAGUAGUGGAAUAUCCAAUUGAUGAGGACAGUACUAGUUAUCUUCGGUUCUUCUUGGCACCAAAAAUCCAGGAAGAAGAAGAAGCAAUGAAUGGCUGA
Messenger RNA from Enterobius vermicularis (human pinworm), 801 nucleotides. The record is from the annotation of a GenBank genome assembly. NCBI's taxonomy places the organism in Eukaryota, Metazoa, Nematoda, Chromadorea, Rhabditida, Oxyuridae.